AUGUCGACUGCCACUGAAGGUGCUGUCAUGGUUUUAGCGCGCAUGCGAGAAAACGAGUCCAAAUUAAUACGCGUGAUGAAGAGACUGAUAAAGGAGCGCCGUAGUUUCGCAUCUCAGGUGCUCGCAACGGAAGUUGAUGGAUGGACACCACUUCACGCAUGCGCAUUACAAGGUUCUUUGAAGUUACUGAAGGUAUUUCUUAGUGCUAAUGUGGACAUGAAUAUAACUAUGGGGAAACCGGAAGGGCUCCCUGGAGGGUGCAGUCCGCUCCACAUGGCGUGUCUUAGGGGCGAUGUCGCCGUCAUAGAAUUGCUGUUGUCGAAAGGGUCGAACAUGGAGGCAAAGGACGCUUCCGGCAGGACGCCGGUAACGUACGCCGCCCGUAGACGACACUUGAGGGCAGUUCAUCUGCUUGAGUCACGUGGAGCAAACAUGGCAGUAGUGGAGCUUCCGGUGAAUUGGGCAGAGUGCAUUACGCCUCAAGCCAUGCCCAAAGAUAUGGACCGGAAACACAAAGACCAUGAGUUUGACAUAAGGGCUCCGCACAAAGGAAAGAAGGGAACGAUAAGCAACCUCGGUGGAAUUCCGAAAGGCGUUCAGUCGAUUCGGGAACACUUCAAAGUUAAUGAAUAA
Dreissena polymorpha is the source of this 633-nucleotide messenger RNA. RefSeq lists its product as uncharacterized. Gene Ontology annotation, molecular function: protein binding. The coding region runs from base 1 to 633 and encodes 210 amino acids. The transcript has 3 exons. Lineage: Eukaryota; Metazoa; Mollusca; Bivalvia; Myida; Dreissenidae. The record is from RefSeq and is a predicted model, not a curated record.